This is a messenger RNA of Penaeus monodon (black tiger shrimp), 329 nucleotides long. Its product is annotated as pro-resilin-like. Gene Ontology annotation, cellular component: extracellular matrix. The record is from RefSeq and is a predicted model, not a curated record. NCBI's taxonomy places the organism in Eukaryota, Metazoa, Arthropoda, Malacostraca, Decapoda, Penaeidae.
UUCGGGCGUCGAGACAUGAAGCAGGCAGCAGUCCUCGUGAUCUUACUGAUGGCAGCGGCAGCCUGGGCGUCUGAGGGUUACCACUACCACCCUCAGGCCACCCACGCCCACAAGGCCGCCCACAAGUCCGCCCGCUAUAAUUACAAGUGGGAAGUGAAAGACAAAGCUUCCAGAAAUAACUACGGACACGAGGAACACCGCGACGGCGCCUUGACUCAGGGAAGGAUUACUCAGCUCCAUCGGAUGAUUACUCAGCUCCUCAUCCUCCUGCCGUCAGUUACUCGCCUCAGCAUUACUCUCAUCAUGGCAAAUAAAGAUCUGAUAGAAGG